CUAGCAAUCCGGAGAUGCUGCUCGGCCCAGCCAAACGGUAGGAAAGUGCUUUUUCAGCCACAGAAACCCGAACCGACGGAUCCCGGACAGAGGCGAUUCCCCGGCGCCCCCCCAGCCCCCUGGAGCCUUUGUCCCCAACCCAAUCAUGACGUCUCCCCUGUGCUGGAUGGCCGCCACCAGUGCCACGGUGCCUUCUCAGGACCAGAUUCCGACUUCUUCCAAGUCCAAGCGCAGUCAAGAUCAGGCCAAAAGCCGCCCUAGAGGCAAGGUCGCGGGGCAGGCCUGGCCUCCAGUCCCUUCCAAGGGACCCAUCUAUGCCAGCCCCGGGAAGGUCGCUCUCCAAAUGCAGAUGGCUGAGAUACAAAAGAAGAUACAAGCAUUAGAGAGUGAUCGGAAGGCCUUUUAUGAGAGCACCCAGUGGAACAUCAAGAAGAAUCAGGAAACCAUGAACCAGCUACAUGAGGAUAACAGGGUGCUGCAACUACAGCUGAGGGACCUGCUCCAGGGAGAAGAGAAAGUGGUCCAGGCAGUGAUUCAGGACUGGAAGUCAGAGAAGCCAUACCUGAAGAACAGGACAGGACAGCAGGCCCUGGAGCUCCUGGACCACCGGCUGAGUGAGAAGGUGAAGCAACGGAAUGGUCUGCGGCACCAGAUGGGAUUGCGGCAGAAGUGGCUGGAGGAGCUCCAGCUGCAGCACAGCCUCCGUGAGCUGGAGAUGGAAGAGGUGCAAGAUAGCAACACUGAGAUGGCUAAGACCUUGCGGAACCUGGAGAACCGUCUGGAGAAGGCUCGGAUGAAGGCGGAGGAGGCGGAACACAUCACCAAUGUGUACCUGCAGCUCAAGGCCUAUCUACAGGAAGAGAGCCUUCACUUCGAGAACCGUCUGGACUCCAUGGAGAGUGAGGUGGUGAAGACAAAACAGGAACUGGAGGAGAUGCGCGUGGUGAACCAGGAGGCACUCAACACCCAGAACGUUGCCAAGAAUCAGCUGCAGUAUCUGGAGGAGACUGUGUUCCGAGAACGCAAGAACCGCGAGCACUAUGUAACCGAGUUCAAGAAACUCGCAGACGAGAAGAAACUGCAGAACGAACGCAUGGAGCGCAAGACCCAUCGAGAGCACGUGCUGCUGCAGUCCGAAGACACGAUCCAGGACAACCGGAAGGCCAAGGAGGAGGACCUGAAGCUGCGCUGGAGCAUGUACCAGUUGGAGAUGCUCUUCGGCAAGGUCAAGGACGCCACUGGCGUGGCCGAGACGCACGCGGUGGUGCGGCGGUUCCUGGCGCAGAGCGACACCUUCACGCAGUUGGAGAUGCUCAAGAAUGAGAACAUGGAGCUGCUGCUGAAACUGAAGCAAGAGAAGGAGCAGCUGCAGCAGGAGCUCGAAGACCACAAGUACUCAGGGGAGGCCAUGCUAGUGAGUGAACAGAGGCUGCAGGCCGUGUUGCAGAGUAGCCUCAAUGUGGAGCAGCAGCGGAAGGCGAAGGCCCAGGCCGAGCUGAAGCAGGCCAUGUGGGCGAUGCAAAUCCUGAGGGAGGGCCUGGAGCACCUGGCGGGCAAGCUGAACCACCUCCCAAUGGGCCGCCAGGGCUCUGAGGAAGAAGUACCCAGAACCACCCAGGACUUAGCCCCUCAGGAGGCCGGGGGCUCCGCCAUGAAAGAGCUGGAUCCCCAGGCCAGCGACUACCUGCCCAAGCUGCUGGGCCUGGUGGAGGAGAAGCUGCUGGCGCUGCAGGCGCAGCUAGACCGACAGGACAUUCCGGAGAUGCUGCGCCACAUCGCGAAUCGCGAGUUCUACGCCAACCUGGAGGGAAAGCUGCCCGCGUACAACACCCGCAUCACCUUCCCCCUUGCCAUUCCCAAGGACAAGUUCUUCGACGAAGAGGAGACCGAGGACGAUAACAACGACCUGGUUUCUCGUGCGGAGCUCAAGAUCCGCUCCCAGAAAUUAAUCGAUUUUCGCAGCAAGAAGCGCAACCGCUCUCGGAGGUCCUAGACUCGCCCUCGUACACACCUGGCCCCUCCCGGCCCCGCGGAGCCCCCAAGCC
Myotis davidii is the source of this 2045-nucleotide messenger RNA. It is a transcript of the gene ODAD3, whose product is annotated as coiled-coil domain containing 151. Gene Ontology annotation, biological process: outer dynein arm assembly; cilium movement. Lineage: Eukaryota; Metazoa; Chordata; Mammalia; Chiroptera; Vespertilionidae. Bases 146 to 1993 code for a protein of 615 amino acids. The transcript is spliced from 13 exons. Gene Ontology annotation, cellular component: cilium. The record is from RefSeq and is a predicted model, not a curated record.